Molecule: messenger RNA, 2633 nt
Organism: Eufriesea mexicana
Lineage: Eukaryota; Metazoa; Arthropoda; Insecta; Hymenoptera; Apidae
Product: serine/arginine repetitive matrix protein 1
Exons: 5
Coding region: 1308-2624 (438 amino acids)
Source: RefSeq, a predicted model, not a curated record
UUUGGAAUGCAUCCUCUGCAUUUGGUGCGGCUCUACAAGGAAAGUCUCCUUAACAAUCUUCAUUCGUAAAACGUCACGCGGAAGUGAUUCAUCGAUUCUCGUGCCAGAAAAUGCAAGUUUGCAAUUUGCCGCGGUGAGAAAAGUGAGUGUCGUUAUCUCGAAAGGUUCUUGAGCCCGGUGAAUGUCGUGAAAUUCCUCGAGUAGCGCUCACUGGGUGGGCAAUUGAUUUUCAAAGUGACCGUCGGGUGCGAACGAAUGAACGCCGCUGACGCUUCGGUACGAAUAGCAGACAACACUGCCAAAGUUAGAUCUAUUUGAAUACUGUCGAGUAAGAGUUUUGUGAAGCUACGUUAAAAAAAAAUAUAGUGCAAAGGUGUGUACCAGCAAACGGAAAAAGCGAGAAGAGCCGACCUUCGCUUUUAAUGAAAGAAGCGAAGGAGGCUAUACGCGUACAUACCGGUUCCGGACACUCUCUUUCUUUCUCUUUAUUUCCUCAAGCCAUACUUGAGGUAUUCCGCGCUUCUCGAGUUCUCCGUUACGACACCAGUAAGGUGUUACCCGGGUAAUAUCUGAAAUGGUGUCGCGAGAAAUACAGUUCUGCCGGUCGCGAAAUCGCGCAGUCGGGCCUUUACGUGACCUUGACGUACCCGUUACUCGAGCCACGAAUUCCGUGCCGCGUUUCGGUGUGGCUCCGAGUCGUACGCGACAAGAUAUCCUCCGAUGCGUACCGAAAAGGUGACGUUCCGCGGGUGACAUCUUCAAUGAUGUCAAAAAACGCCGAAAAGCUUUACCGCGAUGUUCAUUGUAUUUUUUCACCUGUGUGUACCAUCGGUGUAACAUUGACGAAUAAUCUUAUCGUGUAUCGUAAUCGGCUUCGUGAGUGCCGCCGGUAUGGCAUUACCCGGGUAAUGCCCGAGAUAAACUUCAUACCCUGUCCACAUUCGGUUCGGUAAAAAACACGAAAACUUGGACACGAUUGACUUCGGUUGACGCGCGCGCGACGCCUUUCGAGGGCGAUCUCUGAAUUUGGUUCGACUCAUUGAAAGUCCACGCGACCAACAUUUAUGGAUCGUGGAUCGAAGCGUACUACAAUUCUGGACAUGCAGAGAGUGGCGAUGGCCAGUCGACCCAAAGGACGAGUGGUACUGGUUCUUCUAGCGAUCUCAUGGCAAUUAGUCCAACGUAUUAUCAUCUUUAUGGGCAUUCUAUCAUGUAUUGAAAAUUAACGUGUUCACUGCUCUCGCAGGAGUUCGGAUCACCAGCUUUUCGCACCUCCCAUAUCUUUUAUUCUAACAUUUCUGUCAGGAAUGUCACGAGACUAUGAUAGGCGAAGAGGAGGUAGCGGUAGUGGUAGCAGUUCUAGUAAGUUACGGAUGGAUACUAAUGUAUCACAACCCAGACCGCAUGGUGAAAAUUCAGGGAAAAGGAGAGAAUUAGAUAGUGUAAUGCGGAAAGCUCGUGAAUCUCGGUCAAGUUAUUGGAAUAAGAAACUUUUGGAGGUAGAGGAACGAGAUCCAAAUAGAUGGAGACAUAGCGGAUAUAAGGAAUUGUAUGUUGGUGGCACAACAAGUGGAGAACCUAGCAGAGGACACCCUCGUAGCCCAAGAAGUCCUAGACCUCGUAGUCCCCACAUCCCAAGACCACGUAGUCCUCGAACUAGAAGUCCACAAUCACCGCGUGAUAGAUCACAUACGAGAGGAAGACCUACACGUAGUCCAAGCACAGGAAGUACUUGUUCUGACCGAUCGUGCAGUGUUUGUUCACCAAAGGAACGACGACGCAUUGCUCAGCCUUCUCGUUCGCGUUCAAGAUCACUCACACCAGUUCGAGCACGAGCACAUCCAAAAGAAGUAGUACCAUCAAGCUCACGAGUAAUACCAACUCGUAAUAGACCACGAUCACCUCCUUUACCACGUCCACGAACACCUCCACCAACACCACAGCCUCCACCACGUCAUCAAAAGGAUUAUAAAACAAUUAAAGAAAAAGAAACCAAGGUCCGGCGUAAAGAAAAACAUCAUGCUAGAAUUCCAGAAGAUCCACGGGUUCCAGAUCCCAUUCCAUUGAUGCGUAAACCUGUAAAGGUAGAAAAAACUCAUUCAAGUCAUGGAUCAACACAAAUGAUUAGGCCUCCUCCUGAAUCUUCACCUAGUGAAGACAGUGAUAGUUCUUCCACAACGUCACAUGUGGGUCCACCUAGAAUGACACUAUCAGAGCGAUUUGGUAAAAUGGCACAAUGGAGCGUAGAUCGUAGGGACAUGGAAAACAUGCGUAUCACAAAAGAUGGAGAAAACGCAAUGAAAGUAGUAAUAGAGGGUGAAGAAAGAAUUGCAAGAUUAGGAUAUGAUUCUCCACCACCAGGACAUUAUCCUGAGUCACUUUUAGCACAAGGACCAAGAGGUCUAGAAUGUUGGGAUGAUGUUCGUGUUAGAUAUGAUUAUUAUAAAGCAAGGGGAUAUCUUCGAGAUCUUACUUUAGAUGAUUAUAUAAAGUGGGAAGAAUGGUGGUAUAAAUAUCAAGAAUGGUUAGAAGCAGAACGUUUUUAUGAACAAUGGGCCUCUUCAAACCGUCCUUCCGGUGGAAGUCGAAAAAGACGUGGGCGACGUAAUAACACAGCUCAUUGAAAUUUCGUA